CACACAUAUUCUCUCUCUCUCUCUACUCAUCACAGAUUCACAUAACCUGAGAGAGGUUUAUUUUUUUUCUUUCUUUCUUGUCUCUGAUGUACAAGUCGUGCAAAAGCAGUCUUUGAGAUGCCUGCGUAGGGAAACAAAAGCCCGGACUAUCGAGCCGUGCAUCGUCGGAGCACGAACCCUGCACUCGCGCCCGAACCCGAGCCCGCGAUGCUCAACUCUGUGUGGUACGCCAAAAAGAUGGGCCGACGCAUCAUGGGCACCCUGAGGAGAACCAAGAGACUGCAUCUGCACUUGUUGGUAAGUCUGGACCGUGCCAGGAGCCAAUCACACGUCCUGUGUUGAUGUUUUGAUGGCACGCGCGCGCGUGUGAAGGUAUUCGACUGUAUCGUCAUCUGUUGCAUCUAAUACUUUGCACGCUUUCGAUUUAUGGCUCAGGGGGAUGAAAUGUCUGAUCGGCAGGAAGCCUGGCAUGCGUUUAUAGUCUGGUUAUGCGCUGAUGGAGCAGUGGUGCGUCAUUUCACGGUGGUACGUCAUUGCAAGCAAAAAGAAGAAAACCCGAUACCUAAUCUUUUUUUUUUUUUUUUUUUUUAAACACUUUUUUUUUUUUUUUUUUUUUUUUCCUCUAAAAUCUCAUUACCAGUUCAUUCGGAAAGCGAGCGCUUUUUUACGGGUUGUAUUGCAGCGGCUGUGUGUGAUGAUGGUCUAAUGGAAAACGUGGAAGCGCAUACCUCUACCCCCUGCUGCCUGGCAACCUGCGUGCUCAUGUCAUGCAGCAGUGCUAGGGACCUUUUAUACACACACACACACACACACACACACACACACACAGUUGCUUGUUAAAUGAGUCCCAUGUUAGUGAUGCGAAAAAGAUUGCAGCGUUUUCUCAAUAAUGAUUGAAAAAGUAAUAAUCUGCUGUGUCUGUUGCGCAAAUACCUCCGCCGUCUGUCGCCGUGGAUACGUAUGUAAUUAACGGACGCGUCGCUCGUGUAAAUCGUGAUUACACGUAAUCUUUAACGCGCUGUUGGUUUGAUCAGUAGAUAACGCAGCUCUCGAGAGCUAAUUUUUGUACACAACGAUUUCCCCGAAAUCUUUUUUUUUUUUUUUUCUUUUCUUUUUUUUUUCUUUCUUUCUUUUUAACUUGAUUUAAGGAGCAAAAUUCCUGCAUCCUUAGAGUUCGGAGUUGUUUAGCGGUCAGUCCGGAGAUGAAUUGAAUUAAAUUUGUGUCCUUAUGGACUAUAGUGAGGGGGUAAUGGGAAUCAAAUCGGAUCAUAUUCAUAGGCAGUUUAUGAAAACCGGCUUUCCGUAGAAUAUUUCACGACUUUUUUAUUACUCGGAUGCCGUCUGAGUCCGGACGGCAACCGAUAAAGAGGACCUCCACUCUGAAACGCGUUAAAUGUGUCUUAUAUCGGAAUGUUUGUGGUGCUAAUUUGUUGUAUCGUUGCCCCUGUGAGACGUUGGCGGUUGUGUGUCGCUCUGAUGUCAUAGGGGGACGUCGGUCUUGCUGUCACGGUUACAGUGGCGUUCAAUAGGAGAAAAAGUUCAGCAAUCUCUAACGUAAGUAAGGACGAUGGGGUUUCAGCUCCUAAAAACAAACGAGCAGGAGCUCCCUUUCUCACUCACCGUUUUUUCCAGCCAAGUUCCACCACAGAAGUCGGUCUGAAAGGUCCAGGACGGCCGUACGGCGAUACGGCGCAGUCCUUCCGAAGUAUGGAAGACUCUACAAGCUAAAGAGCGCCACGACUUUGACGGCAGUAUUAGCAUGAAAGUUUACAGAUGAGGAGGUGAGAGAUCUGGACUUUAAAAAAAAAAAAAAAAAAACACCGUUCAACUCAUUACAAAAGAAAUCUCGGACGGCUGGAGAUCGCGUUAAUUAUUAUAAUUAAUAACACGCACGUCAGAAAGCGCUAACGGCUCGACGAGCUCCCCGAGGAGUGAUCCGCAGAGCCUGGGAAAAGAUUUCAGCCAUCAAACCCCGGUCGAUUCUAACAGGUCCACUGGGGUGUCCAGCUUUGCGAUCUCAUUUUCCCCUAUUUUUCCCAGGGUCAUGCUGUUCCUUCCAUCUGCUCUUGCUGCUUCUUCUUUGCUGGCACUGAUGCCCCUGAUUCAUCCAGUGCUGCAGUGUGGUGGUUUAAUUGUCAAUUAGGAAGGUGACAGACAGGACGGCUUAGCUCCAAGGAAAGGCUCUAAACGGGUUUUGCAGGGAUCUCAUUUGACAUGCACACAGUAUGUUCAGGGGUAAUUGGGAAUGUAUUAUUGAUGGCGUGCCAUGUCUGUCAUCAGGGUUUUAUGCUUAGAGCAGAUGAAGAGAUGCUCGGCACUUGUUUCGAUUGCCGUCCCCCGGAUUCGUAGUAAUAAAGUGUUAAAAAUGAUUCCGUACCAGCCGGAGGUCCUAGGUUUAACUGUUUGGCUAUAUUAAAACAUCUGGAGAACCACUUUUCCAGAUUGCUCGAGUAUACCCGACAUCAUACGCAAGCCUAUACUUUGAUGCCUGAGCGAUGAUGACGAUGAUGAUUUUUACCCAGUACACUAAUAAACAUGUCAGCGUAUGAAGCCGAGGGGCGUGUUUACUGAGGCGUAGCCGCAGUCCAGGAGACCGGAGCCUGAGCAGGAAAUCCUGCUGGCUCUCUUAGAUGUGGGAGCUGUUGCCAUGGCUUUGGCUCCCUCAGGAGUGGAAGCAGAGCCUUGUGACAAAAUUACCCGACCCAUCCGACACCUGUGGCACAUCUCCAGAAGAGUCUUGCCGGGAAAGGUCCCCUCGGAUAAGGCGGCAGCGUUUUGUAGACCGAACGUUACGGCUACGAACUCGUACAAGCACGGCGGAACCCUACUGACGAUCCGGAUUGCUUUAAGGACGUUCUGUUUGUGAAGGUUUUUUUGUUUUUUAUUCGUCUUGUAUCAUCCGUUCAGUCUGGGGUUGUGUCUGUCGUUUGGCUUUUUGACUCGAGUUGAACCCGGCGUAGCGAGGAACGGAGUCGUCUGCUGUAAUUCAAUUGCUGGCCUCCACAUUUACAGUUUGAUUGAUGUCUGUUGAGGGACACAAGGGUAUUACUAUAGCAACUGAGAAAGAUUGGCUGUCAGUUCUUGAUGAGUUCCACGAUUGAUUCUUUCUCCUAGCGUGUCAUCACCAGCUAUUCAUGAAACAUAGCCGGUUUGUACGAGAACUGGUACUCUUGAGUAGAUAUUUCCUUUCUGGCUCGACUUUCGGCAGGAAACAUUUGUCCGUGCCGUAUCUGGACCGUUGGGUGCGGCUUAGUGGGCGUGCGGGAGCCUCUGAAGGAUCCUGGGGUCACGAGGACGUUGCACAGAUGAGACCACCAGAUACAGCCCAACACAGGAAGCCGCUUUCAUAAUUAAGGAAAUUGUUCAUAAACGCGCUCAUUCCCCCUUUGCCUUAGGCUAGAUUUGUGUUCGUCAGUGCAGCGCUCUGGAUUCUGGAUCAGAGCGCAUUCACUGGUGAUGAACUACAUCUUUGGUGGGAAUGCGUUGUACUCUAGGGGGAGUCGUGGCGGGAGCACCAGCUCAGCCCAUGGCAGCUCGGUGGGACCGAGACUUCGUCAGUGGUCCAUGCGGAGCUCCUGCGAGGAGCCUGCCGAGCCCAAUCCAUCUCGCUGGCGCCGCAUCCUCAACAUCCUGACUCGCCUCAAUGCCUUCACUAACUGCGUCAUAGCGAGAGUCAACCAGCAGACAGAUGCCACCCCUCCCUCCACUCCCAUAAUCCCCGUGAUCCCAAUCUCGCCUGUCCCUGCGGAGGCCGCUGUCAUCCCUUCACCGACGUCACAGGCGAAUCCUCCUCCCGUCGUGGUGAAUACGGAAAGCCUGGAUUCAGCCCCAUACGUGAACGGCACGGAAGCGGACUAUGAGUACGAGGAGAUUACGUUGGAGAGGGCAAAUUCCGGGCUGGGCUUCAGCAUCGCAGGUGGCACAGAUAACCCUCACAUUGGAGAAGACCCCAGCAUCUUCAUCACCAAAGUGAUCCCAGGGGGCGCCGCUGCUCAGGACGGGAGACUUCGCGUGAACGACGUUAUCCUGCGCGUCAACGAGGUGGACGUUCGGGAUGUGACCCACAGCAAGGCGGUGGAGGCGCUGAAGGAGGCCGGAUCGCUGGUCAGGCUGUAUGUCAGGAGGAGGAAAUCCGUCUCGGAGAAAAUCGUCGAGAUCAAACUGGUUAAAGGACCUAAAGGUCUUGGUUUCAGUAUAGCAGGCGGCGUAGGCAAUCAGCACAUACCGGGAGACAAUAGCAUCUACGUCACCAAGAUCAUCGAAGGAGGCGCCGCACACAAAGACGGCAGGCUGCAGAUCGGAGACAAACUCCUGGCUGUGAACAGUGCGUGUCUGGAGGAGGUGACCCACGAGAAUGCCGUGACUGCCUUGAAAAACACUACAGACGUGGUGUACCUGAAAGUGGCCAAACCCAACAGUGUCUUCAUGAACGACAGUUUCGCCCCUCCUGACGUCACUAACUCUUAUUCCCAACACAUGGAGAACCAUAUCAACGCCCCCAACUACCUGAACCAGCCGCUCCCGCCGUCCUCCUCUGGACGCUUCUCACCUACACCCAAGAGCCCAAACGGGGACGACGAAAUGCCGAGAGAGCCGAGGAAAGUAGUGCUACACCGUGGCGCCACAGGACUGGGCUUUAACAUCGUAGGUGGAGAGGACGGAGAGGGAAUUUUCAUCUCCUUCAUUCUAGCAGGAGGUCCUGCCGACCUGAGCGGAGAGCUGAGGAAAGGAGAUCGCCUCGUCUCGGUGAACGGAGUGGACCUACGCAGCGCUACUCACGAACAGGCAGCGGCUGCUCUCAAAAACGCCGGACAGACCGUCACCAUCAUCGCCCACUUCAGACCAGAGGAGUACAGCCGUUUCGAAGCAAAGAUCCAUGACCUGCGGGAACAGAUGAUGAACAGCAGUAUCAGCUCCGGGUCCGGUUCUCUGAGGACCAGCCAGAAGAGAUCACUAUACGUCAGAGCCCUGUUUGACUAUGAUAAAACCAAGGACUCCGGCCUGCCCAGUCAGGGCCUGAACUUUAAAUUUGGUGACAUCUUGCACGUGGUGAACGCCUCCGAUGAUGAGUGGUGGCAGGCGAGGCAGGUCACCGCCGAAGGCGAGGUCGAGGAGAUGGGAGUCAUCCCCAGCAAAAGAAGAGUGGAGAAAAAAGAGAGAGCACGGUUAAAAACAGUCAAGUUCAACUCUAAAUCGCGAGAGAAAGGGCAGUCCCUCAAUGACAAGCGUAGAAAGAACCUCUUUUCCCGCAAGUUCCCUUUCUACAGGAACAAGGAGGCGAGCGAGCAGGAAACGAGCGAUGUGGACCAGCAUGUGACCUCUAAUGCCAGUGAUAGUGAAAGUAGUUACCGUGGCCAAGAGGAAUAUGUACUAUCCUACGAGCCCGUGUGCCAGCAAGAAGUCAACUACACUCGUCCGGUGAUCAUCCUGGGGCCCAUGAAGGACCGAGUCAACGAUGAUCUGAUCUCCGAGUUCCCCGACAAAUUUGGCUCCUGCGUUCCUCAUACGACGCGGCCGAAGCGCGACUACGAAGUGGACGGCCGCGAUUACCAUUUCGUGGUGUCUCGAGAGCAGAUGGAGCGGGACAUCCAGGAGCACAAGUUCAUCGAGGCGGGCCAGUACAACAACCACCUCUACGGCACCAGCGUGCAGUCCGUACGCGAAGUGGCUGAAAAAGGUAAACACUGCAUACUAGACGUAUCCGGCAACGCCAUCAAGAGACUACAAGUUGCUCAGCUCUAUCCCAUUGCCAUCUUCAUCAAACCAAAAUCAGUGGAGAAUAUCAUGGAGAUGAACAGGAGGCUGACAGACGAGCAGGGCAGAAAAACGUACGACAGGGCCAUGAAGCUGGAGCAGGAGUUUACCGAGCACUUCACAGCCAUUGUCCAGGGAGACACAUUGGAAGAAAUCUACGAUCAAGUCAAGCAAAUUAUCGAGGAGCAGUCUGGACCAUACAUAUGGGUACUAUCCAAGGAGAAGCUAUGAAGCGCUGCAAAGCAAAUCUAUUCUAGCUUUUCUGUUUUAUUUAUUAUUCUUUUUUUUUCCCCCCUCUGUAUUUUUUUAUUUUUUUUCCUGUUGACAAUUUACUCCCUGAUCCCGAUUCAGUCCGGCCCCAAUCUCAGUUCACAGAGACACUUCGGUAGGUGUCCCACAGGACUGGAUGCGUCGUCCCCUUUCCGAUCUCAACUGCUUCUGCUUUACACACACUGAGAGAGAGAGAGAGAGAGAGAGAGAGAGAGAGAGAGAGAGGCGGGGGUGCGGGUGCAGGUGCGGUCAUGCCACGCCAAACCUAACAUCCGUUAGCAGGACUUUGGAAACGGUACAAUUCCUUAAUGUUUAAGGGAGGAUACUUUUAGCAGAAGAAGAGAUACGCGGACUGAGCUGGAUCCUUUCUUUUCCUUUUUCCUCAUUGUGUAUGAUGUUGAUACAGAGGUUAAAUCUCAGGCAUCGGAAUCAUAAAAUAGCAGAAAGAUAAUUACAAAAGCAAAACUUUGCACGUUAUAGCUUUAAGAGCAUGUCGUCUUUGACCUUCCGUUUUCUCUUUCUUUUUUUUCCCUUCCUUUCCUCCAUACUUCCAUGUUUCACAUUUAUCAUAGUUUGUUUUGUUGUUUUUUUCCAUUACACUUUCUGUUCAUCAAUAUCCGGGAGCUUGUCAUUUUUUCUUUUUUUUUUUUUUUUUUCUUCUUCUUCCCGACCACAAUGCAUUUGUACAGGAACGAUUCACGUGCGGUCAUCAUUGUCAAAACUGUUCUUUUUUUUCCUUUCUUCAUCCCCCCCCCCUCCCCCCACAGUGUCUUACAUACAGAACAUCGAUGUUACUUUGAUUUUUCCAUGUACGGAAGUCUGCCAUUUGUAAGGAACUGCCAUUUUAAGAGAUGUCCGUGUACAUCUGUGGCUUAAAAUGCCAGCGCGUAGCCGAAAGAAAAUUUAUUGUACAAUGAAAUCUUAACAGAUAUUUAACCCUCCAUGAACUGCCUAUUUUGUUAUAAUAAAAGUCUAUAGUGUACUUUACUUAAGCACUAGUACUGCAGGAGUUAUUUUCUUUACAACGCGAGGCGUAAAAAGGAACGAGGAAUUUUUCAAAGACUUAUAAUAUGGAUAUAUAUAUAUUUUUCCCUUUUUUUUUUUUUUUUUCUUUUCGUUGGCCUUCUUUAUCUUCUUACACUGACGCAGGAAGUGAGGUGCGUCACUGUGAAGAGCGAACUCUCUCACACUGUCUUUACCUCCGUCCGAGCUCUGUAAACGUCUGCGCCGUGUGGUAGAGCCGAGGUCCGGCGGGUUUUUUUUUUUUUUCCCUCUCCCCCCCCCCCCAAGGUGGGUCCCGGUGGACUUUGGAACGCAUCGGGCCAAACCUCCUGCUUUUCCGAAGCUGUCCAGGAGAGGACGCUGCUCUGCCUGUUCUUCUCACGCCCGGGUUGUUUUCUAUACCGAGACUGCUCGUUCUACCACCUCUGCUUUUUAGGGACACUUUGGGACUGAAAAAUAAAUCCAUGUAAAUAACCUACUGAUCUGAUUCAUUCCAUUGAUCCGAACAAACCGGAGGAGGGACGGCUGAUUCAACAAAUAAAACAGUUUCUCAUACAGCAAAGUGUUUGUGUG
This is a messenger RNA of Ictalurus furcatus (blue catfish), 7599 nucleotides long. RefSeq names its product discs large MAGUK scaffold protein 1b (gene dlg1b). The coding region runs from base 3457 to 5985 and encodes 842 amino acids. The transcript is spliced from 22 exons. Gene Ontology annotation, biological process: chemical synaptic transmission; neurotransmitter receptor localization to postsynaptic specialization membrane. NCBI's taxonomy places the organism in Eukaryota, Metazoa, Chordata, Actinopteri, Siluriformes, Ictaluridae. Gene Ontology annotation, molecular function: kinase binding. The record is from RefSeq and is a predicted model, not a curated record. Gene Ontology annotation, cellular component: neuron projection; postsynaptic density membrane; neuromuscular junction.